Messenger RNA from Ilex paraguariensis (yerba mate), 863 nucleotides. Lineage: Eukaryota; Viridiplantae; Streptophyta; Magnoliopsida; Aquifoliales; Aquifoliaceae. The record is from the annotation of a GenBank genome assembly.
CCCACCCCAAAACCCUUGGUCUCUCUUUCGCCAGCAACGCACAAUUUCAUCACGUUCCUUGCUCACCUUCCAAUGGCGGACUACGAGACCACCACCGCCCACCACAAUGUGAUCCCAAAAGAGACUGCCCUUCAAGCCCUCAACACCAUAAUCCAACUCCAUUUCGAGAAGACCCUCGAGAAGAAACGGGCCGUAGAUCAACAGAAAAAGGAGUUAUGGAAGCUCUUCCAGUUCUUCUUCCUCUUUUUAGGGCUAAUAUUCUUGGCCCAAUCCCAGUCCACGCGCCUCCAGUGCCGCCAUUGUUGGGUACCCAUUGGGCUUCUCUCUCUAGCCCACCUCAUGUUCUAUGUCUCAGUGGCUCAGACCCUUAGGUGUAUCAAUGGGUUCAAGUACCAGAGGAGGUGCCACAAGUUGACUCUUGGGUUGGCCACUGAGAGGCUGAGGCAGAUCAAGAUGAGAAUGAGUGGCGGCGGCGGCGGCGGCGGUGGUAGUGAUGAGGUUUUGGAGGAUGAGUUUGAGAUACAUUAUCAAGAGCCUCCUGAGAGUUACUUUGGUAAGUUCAAGAGGAACUGGGCUUUGCAUUUUGGGUUCUUGAUCUUGAUUUAUGGGUUUAUGGUCUCUUCCUCUGUUGUUCUUCUUUGUUUUUGAUUGUUGGCUGGUACUUUAAUCUCUGGCUAUAGCUUUUGGUACAUUGGUUGAUUUAUGAAGAAUUUUUCAAAUUCAAUAGAAAAUUGGUGUUUGGAAUUCUUAGUUGGAAGAUAUUGGAUUAUGGGUUUGUUGUGCCAGUGAUAUAUAUGAUAAAUUCACAGCAAGAAAAAUAAAAAAUGAAAGAUAUGAUUGAUAAAUGAAUAGAGGAAUAUGCG